AGUAUUGCUGUAUUGUUAUAUUGUAUGAUGAUUCGAUCCCAAAUCUUGAGUGUCAUUUCUCUAAUGACUUUUAUCUGACUCUAUUCUACUAAGCAAGCAACUUAGAAUUGAAUAUUUCAUGUUUAUCAAGAAGUCAAAACUCAUGUGAUUAGCUAGCAAUCUCAGGACAAUUCCGCAAAUUUCUCCAAUGUCAGUCCCUAAUUAAACAGUAAGACUAAAGUAUUUUUUGAUGCUAGUUAAAGAAUCAACUAAGCAAACUUUAUUAACUAAUUUCAGUAAGAAAAAAUGAAAAUAGAUAAUCUCACUUUUGCGUGGUCUGACAAUAACAAUCCCACCUUUUGAUUAUUACGAGGCAAUCCCACCUUUGCAUGUCAUCUUCUUUUAUCAAACCUUUUUACCUAUAACCUGUUAAACAGAUUAAAAAAAAAUAUUUAAAGCCACAUGUCGCUCAAUAAUUGGUCAAAAUAAAAAAAGUUAAAAACAAAAAGAAGGAAAAAAAAUCAAAAAGAAAAAAACACACCACCUACCAGCCACCCCAACCACCGUGAAACCUUAACCCUAAUCCUAGCCCCACCAAAAACCGGCCGACCGCCACCCUAAACCCCCGAAAACGGCCGGCUGGAACCCCCUACCCAGAUCUCACCCCCGAAACUACCAUAGCCACCUCCGAAAUCACCCCCGACCCAAAUCUCACCCCGAAACCACCAUAACCACCACCGAAAUCACCCCUUAAACCAAAUUCCACCCCGAAACCUCUAUAACCACCACAAACAUCACCCUAAAAACCCCACUCAGCCGCCGAUAACCCACAUCGAAAACCUCCAUAACCACCACAACCAUCACGCUAAAAACUCCAUCAAACCUCUUUAACUACCCCAAAAAUCCCCAUCUCAGCCCCUAAAACCCCUCUUAAACACCCUAAAAACACAACCCUGGUGUCGGCCGGCCGUUUUCGGAGGUUAAGGAGGGCGGCCGGCCGGUUUUUUGGUGGUGGCUGGGGUAGGGGCUAGGGUUUCAUGAUGGGGGUUGGCGGCUGGGUUUUUUUUUUUUUUUUUUUGUAUUUUUCUUUUUUUUUUGCUUUUUUUAUUAUUAUAAAAAAUAAAAUGAACCUAUUAAAAUUUGACACGUGGCAUACAACCUACAAAAAUAGGUCACCAACAAGUCAAGGUUCAUUAAAAGUAUACCAAGGUGGAAAUGUCUCGUAAUUAUCAAAAGGUGGGAUUGUUAUUGUCAGAUUACGCAAAGGUGGGAUUAUUUAUUUCCAUUUUUCCUUUCAAUAAUUGAAGAAUCUAACACUAAUUUUCCUUUCCUCCCCUGUUCACUCCUCUGAAGACAUAACACUAUUGGCUUCCAUGUAAGAUUAUCUAAGCUAUAUAUUCUGUUAGUAUCAUGCUUGGCGAUUUUAAUGUAAUUUAUUACAUGCUAGAUAAUAUCUGAAAAAGGGAGGAAUAAUGGAGAAGGGAGAAAGGAUUCCACUUCUUACGCCAAAAGAGAAAGAUUUGCAAAAGGUGUUAUGCUUAACAAAGGAGUUUUGUUGGGAGUCAAAGAAGCUAUGGCAUAUUGCUGGUCCUGCCAUCUUCACUUGCAUUUGUUAGUACUCACUUGGUGCUCUUACUCAGACCUUUAGUGGCCGUGUAGGUGACCUCGAGCUAGCCGCUGUUGCCGUGGAGAACUCUGUUAUUGCUGGUCUUGGUUAUGGUGUUAUGCUUGGAAUGGGGAGUGCAUUAGAGACACUUUGUGGACAAGCACUUGGUGCAGGGAGGUUGACGAUGCUAGGGAUAUAAUGCAAAAGAUCAUGGAUUAUCUUGCUAAUCCCCGCGAUUUUUCUUAUACCACUUUAUGUUUAUAGUCCAUCGAUUCUUCAACUUUUUGGAGAGACUGAAGAAAUUUCGAUCUCUUGCUGCUGGAAAAUUUGCAUUGUGGAUGAUUCCUCAACUAUUUGCCUAUGCCAUGAAUUUCCCCAUACAAAAGUUCUUGCAAGCACAGGGUAAAGUGGGUGUAAUGGCUUGGAUAUCCGUCGUUGUUCUCCUGAUACACGGCGUAUUGAGCUGGCUGUUCAUACUCAAACUUGAGUGGGGCUUGGUUGGAGCUGCAAUCAUGCUCAACACCUCAUGGUGGCUUAUUGUCAUCGCGCAGAUCAUCUAUAUCUUUGUAACUAAAUCAGAUGGUGCUUGGGGUGGAUUUUCAUGGCUAGCAUUCGAGGACUUGUGGGAGUUUGUUAAGCUCUCCUUCGCUUCUGCUGUUAUGUUAUGCUUGGAAUUUUGGUACUUAAUGCUAAUCGUCGUGAUCACUGGUCGUCUUCCCAAUCCUUUGGUACCGAUUGAUGCCCUCGCGAUAUGCAUGAACUUAGACGGCUGGGAUACAAUGAUAGCAAUUGGUUUCAAUGCAGCUAUUAGUGUAAGGGUGUCAAAUGAACUCGGAGCUAGUAAUCAUAGACGAGCCAAGAUAUCGGUGUGGGUGGUAUCCGUAACUUCAGUGAAUGUAGGAUUGGUGGCCAUUGUACUCGUGCUUGCUACUAAGGAAUGGUUCCCAUUCCUUUUCACAGCAAGUCUACCAGUAGCUAAGGAAACAACUAGCCUCGCGCUAUUCUUGGCAAUAAAUUUCCUGCUCAAUAGCCUUCAACCAGUUUUAUCAGGCAAGUUCAUGAAACUUUUUUCUUUUUAGCAAGUCUACUAGCCUUGUGAUGUUGGUUGAUCCUGAUUUUUCUUCCAUCUUUGUUAAGGGGUUGCUAUUGGAGCCGGAUGGCAAGCACUUUUCGUGUACAUUAAUAUCGCGUGUUAUUAUGUGUUUGGGCUACCAGCAGACCUUAUUCUUGGAUUCAAAUUUGGCUUUGGAGUUAUGGUAAUCAUGCAUUAAAAAAACAUUGUAGUAGCAAAUUUAGCUCAAAUUUAGUAACCUUUGAUUUAUUUGUUUGCUAUAUCAAUUUUUGAAUGCAGGGUGUUUGGGGAGGGAUGCUUAGUGGUGUUUGUUUACAAACUAUUGCGCUGAUCAUAGUUACAAGCCUCACUAAUUGGAAGAAAGAAGUAGAUGAAGCGGAAAGCAGAGUCCGUAAAUGGGGAGGAACAACGGCAGAAUAUUAACUACAAACAAUGAUGGGUCAUUUGGUUGACAUAGAAAAUGAAAGUUUUGUUCGUAAGGAUUUCCAUUUUUCUAGAUAUGUGAAACUGUCUAUAAUGAAAAAUCAAGAAUUUGGAAUGUUAGACUUAGCUCUAGGAUAUUAGGUAGGUCCUAGUGAAACGUAGAACUAUACUUCUUCCGUGGUCAACCAAAGACAACAAAGAUGCAUACAGCAUACAGCAUACAGAAUUUACAAAUAUUUGUUACAGAGACUAUGAAAAGUCAAAUUGAGCAAUGACAAAGAGAAUAGCUGAAAAGGUAAGCGU
Messenger RNA from Chenopodium quinoa (quinoa), 3383 nucleotides. Its product is annotated as protein DETOXIFICATION 33-like. Gene Ontology annotation, molecular function: xenobiotic transmembrane transporter activity; antiporter activity. The record is from RefSeq and is a predicted model, not a curated record. Lineage: Eukaryota; Viridiplantae; Streptophyta; Magnoliopsida; Caryophyllales; Amaranthaceae. The transcript has 7 exons. Gene Ontology annotation, cellular component: membrane. The coding region runs from base 1840 to 2664 and encodes 274 amino acids. Gene Ontology annotation, biological process: transmembrane transport.